UAUACAGCGCAGAAACCUUCACUCUUACACACAGAAGAGGACAGGAGGAGAACCAGCAAAUAAUCAUGAAAGUCCUUGUAGUAUUUGUCAUCGCAGCUUUCUCUAGCUGUCAUGCCAAUAUGAUGUGGCAGGACCAACCAAUGCCCAGCAUGGACCUGGUGAAAAACGCAUUCUGGAAUUAUGUGUCUCAAGCGACCCUCACAGCUGAGGAAACACUUCAGAUGAUCAGAAACUCAGAGCUGGGUCAAGAAAUCAAUGACAGGAUCUCCAAAAGCACAGAUGCCAUUAACAAAUACACCCUGGCCAUUCAAAGUCAGGUCACACCUCUGACCCAAGAACUGCUCACCAAACUGUCCCAGGAGGCAGAUCAGCUGAAACUGCAUCUGGAGCUAGAAAUUACCUCAGCACAGACCCAGCUCAAGCCUUACGUUGAAGAAAUCAAAGUGGACAUUGAGGAGCAGAUCGAGCGGCUGAAGAAGGACGUGGUCCCGUAUGCAGAGGCCCUAAACCCUGAAGCCAUGAGGUCUACUCUGAUCCAGCGGGCUGACGAGCUGAAGGCAAAGCUGGAGACAAGUUUAAUGGCAAUGGGUUCUCAGAGCGAGGAGCUGAAGCAGAAGCUGGAGCACCACUUUGUGGAGUUUCAGAUGAGCAUGUCUCCAUUGGCUCAGAGCUUUCAGAGUCAGCUAGCCCAGAGAAGUCAGGAGCUCCAGAAGAAUCUGGCUCCCUAUUCUGAAGAGCUGACCAAACUGGAUCCGCUCGCUCAGGAUCUGAAGGACCAGCUGACUGCCCUCUGGGAGUCCUUUGCCAAGGAUAAACAAUCGUAAAAGACUCUAUAGAGACUUUUGGAUAUGCGUAAUUUAUGAUAUUUUUGGAUUUAAUAUAUUUUUUUGACCCUUAUGUGUAUUUUUACCAAAAAAAAUUGUGAAUUAAAAGAGAAAGCACUAUGUUUGA
Molecule: messenger RNA, 951 nt
Organism: Danio aesculapii
Lineage: Eukaryota; Metazoa; Chordata; Actinopteri; Cypriniformes; Danionidae
Gene: apoa4a
Product: apolipoprotein A-IV a
Exons: 4
Coding region: 66-824 (252 amino acids)
Biological process (GO): lipoprotein metabolic process; cholesterol efflux; reverse cholesterol transport
Cellular component (GO): chylomicron; high-density lipoprotein particle; blood microparticle
Molecular function (GO): phosphatidylcholine-sterol O-acyltransferase activator activity; phospholipid binding; cholesterol binding
Source: RefSeq, a predicted model, not a curated record